AUGAGAAGCAACUGGAGACAGAGAUUGUGCAUCUUUAGGCCAUUAACAAGCCAUAGCUCUCACAAACAAAUCAUUUAUUUUUUGACUUACUCACUCAAGCUGUAACUGAAAACAUGCGCAUUGAAAAAAAAAACUUGACAUGGACUCUGAUUCCACUUUUUCUGGCAGGUAGGUACAACAUUUACAUAAUUUAAUGUUUUAUUAAAAUGAUAAUAAUCUUACAGGAUAUGAAUCAAUCAAUCUCUUUCAGGUGUUUUCUGCAAUACAUGCAAGGUGAUAUAUCAGCAGCAGCGUAUCUGUGCAGUGAAAGGCUCGUCUGUUAUCAUCCCUUGCUCCUUUUACUGUCCUGAACCCCUGAGAGUGAACGGAUGCAGGUGGGUUCAUGCCAAGUCUCAUUUAAAGGGAACUUUAAUAUAUGGCAGUAACUUUAAAACAGCCCCCAAAAGGUUCCAUUUUAUUCAGGACAAUCGACAAAAUUGUUCUUUGAAAAUACACCCAGUGGAGCGAAAUGAUGCAGGAAAAUAUACGUUCAGGCUUACAACUAACUCCAAAGAGUUCAAAUGGAGUCAUCAAGUUGGCUCAACAUUAAAGGUUGUUGGUAAGUUGCUUUUCCGUAAAAGAACUGAUGAACACUCUCUUCAAUCUGUCUGGUUUGAAACUAAAGCCAUACUUAACUUUUCUAGAUUUGAAAGUCUCUGUGACAAAUCCUGAUGGAAACAGAGCAAUGCAGGAAGGCGAUUCUUUGAAUCUCACUUGCACACACAGCUGUGAUGGCGGUAACCUUUCAUCGGCCUUCACCUGGUUUAAAAAUGGAGAACACAUCAAUGAAGGAUCUAUUCUUUAUUUAAGCAACAUGUCUUCCGAAAACACUGGAAACUACAUUUGUUCUUUAAAAACACACACAGGAGCCACUUCAGGAGCCAUACAUAUUGAUGUUGAAUAUGGCCCUAAGAACACAUCAGUGUCUGUCAGUCCGUCGAUGGAGGUAGACGCCGGGACAAACGUCAGCUUGAUCUGCAGCAGCCAUGCAAACCCCCCAGUGGAGAAUUAUACUUGGUUUAGAGUAGAUGCUAAGUUUAGUAAGGAUGUCGGACACCAGCCUGUGUUUUUUCCUGAUUAUGGUGGCAAGUAUUUAUGCUGUGCCACCAACAAACACGGAAGCCAAAACUCCUCUGUUGUGGUUUUAAAGAUAAAAGCAUAUUGGACAACUCUCCCCAGAGAGGUACUUAUCAUUACUGCUAUCACCGUGCUUCUCAUUGUGAUUGCUCUUAUUGCCAUCAGAAGAUUCCACAAAGCAAGUACCUGGAUAACAGAGACAGGCUGUGAAGAGGAAAUACAGGAUUGUAUGGAGAAUACAGACUAUGUCAACUGGCUCAGCUGUGACACUAACCAAUCACAAGAGGGACAUCCGAGUGAGGGGGGAGCAGAAGUCAUCUAUACGACUGUAUACUUCAAUCACAGAAACACGGAGCAGCAGGUGGACUUCCAUACUGAGUAAGAUGUAUUAGCAUCACUGUGUUCAGGAACCAACUGUCCAACCGAACCUACCCUUCAGAUAUCAAGCCUCACUACGAUAUGUGAAGAAAUUGUGUUUUGAGGGUAAUUGGUUUAUGAGUUUGUUUGGAAGUAUGUGAAAUAAAUAUGUAUUUGCCGCAAUAAAGGCUUUCCAACUUUUUUCAAAUGCA
This is a messenger RNA of Gymnodraco acuticeps, 1685 nucleotides long. Its product is annotated as B-cell receptor CD22-like. Lineage: Eukaryota; Metazoa; Chordata; Actinopteri; Perciformes; Bathydraconidae. The record is from RefSeq and is a predicted model, not a curated record. The transcript has 7 exons. The coding region runs from base 626 to 1498 and encodes 290 amino acids.